AUGGAGAUUCCUGCCCACAUCCUCGACGCCGUUCACGCUUCCAACGACAUCAACCGCGCUCCCUCCGCCAAAUCUUCACCACGAAAAGUUGCGAGUCGGUCACGAUUCACAAAGUCGCGCAGUGCGCGCUCUUCCGCCGACGACAUUUCUUCUCUCUCCAGUGCCUCUGAGCCGGAACAUGGUUACCAGACCGACUUCACAUCGCUACCUUCAGAUUCCUGUCCCGAAGACAUGCAGCCCGACGAUGUGGAAGACUUUAAAGAUCGCGAGUAUCCCCAGUUGAAGGGCAAGACCUAUCUGGACCAUGGCGGGACUACGAUCUAUGCGAAAUCCAUGAUUGAAGAGUUCGCUACUGAUAUGGUCUCGAACCUCUACGGCAAUCCUCACUCUGCGUCUACACCUUCUGCGAUCUCAGGACACCGCGUAGACGCCAUCCGCGAACGCGCGCUUCGAUUCUUUGGCGCGGAUCCCGACGAGUUCGACCUCGUCUUCACUAUGAAUGCGACAGCGUCCAUCAAGAUGGUCAUCGACUGCUUCAAGGACUAUGCGGCAACGACGAACACGCCGGUGUGGUACGGGUAUCACAAGGACGCACACACCUCGCUAGUGGGCGCAAGAGAGUUGACCAAGAUGCACCGAUGUUUUGCGAGCGACGAAGAGGUGGAUCUCUGGAUCAACAGCGGUGGCUUUGGCGGUCCGAGGGCAAGACAGCUGGGCUUGUUCGCGUAUCCUGGACAGUCGAACAUGACCGGGCGGCGGCUGCCGCUGAGUUGGUGUGGUCGGAUCCGGAAGUCGUUCCACAAGGCUGCGACGUACACACUGUUGGACGCAGCUGCGCUUGCGAGCACGGCGCCUCUGGAUUUCUCCGAUGCUGCAAACGCACCGGAUUUCACUGCCCUGUCGUUCUACAAGAUCUUUGGGUUCCCCAACAUCGGCGCCCUGAUUGUUCGGAAAGCUUCGGACCACGUUCUGGGGAGUCGUAAGUUCUUCGGUGGCGGGACCGUCGACAUGAUCAUAGCCAUUCAGGACACCUGGCACGCGAAGAAGGAAGGUGCUGUGCACAACCGUCUGGAGGAUGGGACGUUACCGUUCCAUUCGAUCUUUGCUCUGGACCACGCGAUGACGUGUCACGAGCGACUGUACGGCCCCAAUCCGAUGAAGUUCAUCUCGCAUCACACCGCGCAGCUCGGGAAGAUGGUCUGGGAUGGGCUGAGCUCGCUCAAACAUUCAAACGGCAAGCCCGUCGCCGUCUGCUACAAGGAUGACGUUGCCGUCUAUGGCGAUCCUUCAGUUCAAGGUGCUACGGUCGCUUUCAACAUCAUCAGAUCUGAUGACACGAUGGUUGGCUACGAGCAGGUCGAGGAGGCAGCAGACGAACGCCAGAUCUACGUGCGCAGCGGAUCUCUCUGCAACCCUGGUGGCAUGGCGUCGUACCUGGGCUGGUCACCGAUGGAGAUGCGAGCAGCCUACGCAGCAGGCCAUCGCUGUACUCACCCAACCCAGCUCAUGUUCGGGAGGCCCACUGGCGUGGUUCGCGUCAGCCUGGGCGCCAUGAGCACAGAGACAGAUGUGCAAACAUUCCUGGCCUUCGUCGAGGACGUCUACGUGGACAACAAGGGCGGCGGCCAGCCACGCGCCGCCGUUGCACAAGCCUUGCAAAAGGCACGCACCGUGCAAACAUCUAAUUCUCUUCGCCCAACAUCCCCCAACGCCCCUGCAUCACCCAGCCACAUGCCUGUGCACGUUCCUCCCGCACCACCACACUCCUUCCAACACCCGGACGGCUCUCCACUCGCCCAACAGCCCGAAUCAGACCCGGAACGUCCCCGCUGGGUGCCAGCCGACUACAUCAAAUACCGCAAGCCCUGGGAAGAGGAGAUGCGCAAAGCACAGUACUCCAACCCGCCGACCGUGGGCAUGGAGAUCAAAGUCCGCGAACUCGACGACGCCUCUUCCCGCAACAACCCGACUCCAAGCGUGAAAGCGCGCAAAUUCGGCCGCAGCAUGGUCAACUUGUUACGAACCAAACAACAUGCCCAAGACGGCUCAGGAGGAGGCGCUGGCGCCGGCGGCGGUAACGGAAACGGAAACGCCAGCCACCACGCUCGGUACGUGCCACCACCAAUACCACAACAACCCUCGCAACGUUCUUUGUUCGACAGCAGCAAGAACAGCAACCCUUGA
Molecule: messenger RNA, 2184 nt
Organism: Saxophila tyrrhenica
Lineage: Eukaryota; Fungi; Ascomycota; Dothideomycetes; Mycosphaerellales; Extremaceae
Exons: 3
Coding region: 1-2184 (727 amino acids)
Biological process (GO): molybdopterin cofactor metabolic process
Molecular function (GO): molybdenum cofactor sulfurtransferase activity
Source: RefSeq, a predicted model, not a curated record